AUGGGGAGCACCCUGGGCUGCCACCGCUCCAUCCCCAGGGACCCCUCGGACCUGUCCCACAGCCGAAAGUUCAGCGCAGCCUGCAACUUCAGCAACAUCCUGGUGAAUCAGGAGCGACUCAACAUCAACACUGCCACGGAGGAGGAGCUGAUGACCCUGCCUGGGGUGACGCGUGCUGUGGCACGCAGCAUCGUGGAGUACCGAGAGUACAUCGGGGGCUUCAAGAAGGUGGAGGACCUCGCGCUGGUCAGUGGCGUGGGCGCCACGAAGCUGGAGCAGGUCAAGUUUGAGAUCUGCGUGAGCAGCAAGGGCAACUCUGCACAGCACUCUCCCAGCUCCCUGCGGCGGGACCUGCUGGUGGAGCAGCAGCCUCACCACCUGGCCACCGUACCCCUCACCCCACGUGUCAACAUCAACACGGCCACGCCGGCUCAGCUCUUGAGCGUGCGCGGCCUCACCGAGAAGAUGGCCCUUGGCAUCGUGGACUACCGCCGGGAGCACGGUCCCUUUCGCAGCGUGGAGGACCUGGUGAGGAUGGAUGGUAUCAAUGCUGCCUUCCUGGACAGGAUACGGCACCAGGUGUUUGCAGAGCGGUCCAGGCCCCCGUCCACCCACACCAACGGGGGCCUGACGUUCACUGCCAAGCCUCACCCCAGCCCCACCUCACUGAGCCUGCAGAGUGAGGACCUCGACCUGCCGCCAGGGGGGCCCACGCAGAUUAUCUCCACUAGGCCAUCGGUGGAGGCCUUUGGAGGCACCAGAGAUGGGCGCCCCGUGCUGAGGCUGGCCACCUGGAACUUGCAGGGCUGCUCGGUGGAGAAGGCCAACAACCCGGGGGUGCGUGAGGUGGUGUGCAUGACGCUCCUGGAAAACAGCAUCAAGCUUCUAGCUGUGCAAGAACUACUGGAUAAAGAGGCCCUGGAAAAGUUCUGUGCGGAGCUAAACCAGCCGAUCCUGCCCAACAUGCGCAGGUGGAAGGGGCCCCGGGGAUGUUGGAAGGCCCUUGUUGCCGAGAAGCCCUCCAGUCAGCUCCAGAAGGGAGCCGGGUACUCGGGAUUCCUGUGGGACACAGCGGCCGGCGUGGAGCUGAGAGAUGCCACCUCGCAGGAGAGCUCGCCCAGCAAUGGGCACGGGAGGCCCACGGGCCCCAGCCCACACCUGGCGUGGUUCAAGGUGGGAAGUAAUGACUUGACCAUUGUUAACCUUCACCUGGCAGCACUGACCCUCCCAGGGGGAGAGAAUCCAAGCAAGAAUCACGGUGACGGCCACCGGAUGGUGAGCUUCGUCCAGACCCUGCAGGAAACCCUGAAAGGAGAAAAAGAUGUGAUUAUUUUAGGGGAUUUUGGCCAAGGGCCAGAGAGCAGCGACUGUGAUAUCCUGAGGAAAGAAAAAUUCAGCCCGCUGAUCCCUGCACACACCUUCACCAACAUCAGCACCAGGAACCCUCAAGGCUCGAAGUGUCUGGACAACAUCUGGAUCAGUAAAAGCUUAAAGAAGGUUUUCACAGGUCACUGGGCUGUAGUGAGAGAAGGUCUCACGAACCCUUGGAUUCCAGACAACUGGUCCUGGGGCGGAGUGGCCUCCGAGCACUGCCCCGUGCUAGCCGAGUUUUACUGUGAAAAGGACUGGAGCAAGAAGGAAGCGCCCCGGAAUGGCAGCAAUGGCAGCAGGGUCUCCUUGGAGCGAAGUGAAGCCCACACUAGGCACGAGCGAUGA
Molecule: messenger RNA, 1716 nt
Organism: Cynocephalus volans (Philippine flying lemur)
Lineage: Eukaryota; Metazoa; Chordata; Mammalia; Dermoptera; Cynocephalidae
Gene: EEPD1
Product: endonuclease/exonuclease/phosphatase family domain containing 1
Exons: 7
Coding region: 1-1716 (571 amino acids)
Biological process (GO): DNA repair
Cellular component (GO): plasma membrane
Molecular function (GO): catalytic activity; DNA binding
Source: RefSeq, a predicted model, not a curated record